Planococcus citri (citrus mealybug) is the source of this 3905-nucleotide messenger RNA. RefSeq names its product glucose dehydrogenase [FAD, quinone]-like. The record is from RefSeq and is a predicted model, not a curated record. The transcript is spliced from 4 exons. Bases 341 to 2263 code for a protein of 640 amino acids. Lineage: Eukaryota; Metazoa; Arthropoda; Insecta; Hemiptera; Pseudococcidae. Gene Ontology annotation, molecular function: oxidoreductase activity, acting on CH-OH group of donors; flavin adenine dinucleotide binding.
UUACGCGAACCUUCGGACAAGCCGCCAAAACAAGAUUAUGCCUAGUCGGCUAUGCGACGACGAUAUUUCGCGCGUUUCACUCUUCCUAAACGAUAAAUACGAGUGGUUUUUUAAACAGUGGCUAAAUUCAAUUCUAACGACUUCUGACCAGUUAUGCAAGUUCCCGAAAAUUCAUCGUGAAAUGUUCGCGCAGUGUUAAAUACAGUGAAUUUAAGUGAUGUGUUCGAUGCUUCAAAUAAUUGAGAAUGGAUUGAUGUUUGAAAUAUAUCGAACAUAUUAACGACAGUCAAGUCGAUGGAACGCGAAAUUACAUGGUGGAGAAUCCUAUGUCGUAGCAGCAAUGGCGCACGUACUGAAUAUACUCCUAAAAGCGAUUAAAACAGCAUCAAAAUUUGCCAAGGGUGGGAAAUUGAUGGUUAUACCCGCGUUCUUGGCCGCUUUGACGUACUACAAUUAUGAUCUUUACGAUCCGGAAAAUCAGCCGAUAAAUGAAAAGCAUCUUCGACCGGAAUAUGAUUUCAUCGUAGUCGGCGGUGGAUCAGCAGGCGCCGUCGUAGCUAAUCGAUUGUCCGAAAAUCCCGAGUGGAAUGUUUUACUACUGGAAGCCGGUGGUCAUGAAUCCGAGUUGACAGAUGUACCUGUACUCUCGUUGUACUUGCAUAAAAGCAAGUACGAUUGGAAGUACAGGUCGCAACCGAUGACUACGGCAUGUCAGGCGAUGAAAGAUAAGCGAAGCUGCUGGACUAGGGGUAAAGUAAUAGGAGGAUCUUCUGUUUUGAAUACAAUGCUGUAUGUGAGAGGCAACAGGAGGGAUUUCGAUUACUGGGCAGCGCUUGGUAAUCGUGGAUGGAGCUACGAGGAAGUACUGCCCUAUUUUAUGAAAUCUGAAGAUCAGCGAAAUCCAUAUUUGGCUAAGAAUACCAAGUAUCAUGCUACAGGAGGCUAUCUAACUGUUCAAGAUGCUCCAUGGAAUACACCACUGGGAAUUGCAUUUCUACAAGCCGGCGAAGAGAUGGGCUACGAUAUAACUGAUAUCAACGGUGUGAAUCAAACCGGCUUCGCAUUAUUUCAGUUUACUAUGAGACGAGGAUACCGGUGCAGUACGUCCAAAGCUUUCCUUGCACCAGUCCGACUACGCCAAAAUUUACAUGUUGCUUUAUGGAGUCACGUAACCAAAAUUCUUAUCGAUCAAACCACUAAACGAGCCUACGGAGUAGAAUUCAUUCGAGAUGGCGUGAAAAAAGUCGCAUUAGCUAAACGCGAAGUCAUCUUAUCCGCUGGUGCAAUAAAUUCACCUCAACUGUUGAUGCUCUCUGGAAUUGGGCCAGCUGAACAUUUGCAAGAGCAUGGAAUUCCUGUUUUACGUGAUUCGCCCGGAGUAGGGCAAAAUCUGAUGGAUCACAUUGCUGUAGGUAGUUUAGCAUUUUUGAUUGAUUAUCCGAUCAGUUUGGUGAUCAGUCGAGUUGUGAAUAUACCAUCUGUAAUGCGAUAUUCAUUGCUGGGCGAAGGUCCGAUGACAUCAAGCAUAGGUUUAGAAUCAGUCGCCUUCAUCACCACCAAAUAUGGAAAUGUAACAGAUGACUGGCCUGAUAUCGAGUUUAUGUUGACAUCAUCUAGUGCCAACUCUGAUGGCGGAACGGCAGCUAAAAAAGCUCAUGGAUUACGAGAUGAAUUUUAUGAAGAGCUUUUUGGUGACAUAAGCAACAAAGAUGUAUUUGGCGUUUACCCUAUGAUGUUACGUCCCAAAAGCAGAGGAUACAUUAAAUUACGUAGCAAAAAUCCAAUGCAAUAUCCUCUUAUGUACGCUAACUAUUUAUCCCACCCAGAUGACGUCCGUGUACUCAGGGAAGGUGUCAAAGCUUCUUUAGCCAUUGGAGAAACCACAGCCAUGAAAAGAUUUGGCGCUCGUUUUCACGCCAGAUCAGUACCAGGAUGUAAAAAAUAUACCCCAUUUACAGACGAAUAUUGGGACUGCGUUGUACGUCAAUACACAAUGACCAUUUACCAUAUGUCUGGUACAGCAAAAAUGGGUCCUUCCUCUGAUACCAUGGCUGUGGUUGAUCCUUACUUAAGAGUGUACGGUGUGCAAGGUUUACGUGUCAUUGAUGCCUCCAUAAUGCCCCAAAUUACUAGCGGUAAUAUCAAUGCACCUGUGAUCAUGAUUGCCGAAAAAGGCGCAGAUAUGAUCAAGGAUUACUGGAAUCAAUUAAAAGUACCUGGCAGAGUAAGAAAGAAACGACAUUUUAAUCAUAAAUACUCUUAACAUUUAGUUUAGUAAUCUCAAGUGCAUUUAUUCCUUUAGAAAUUAUUUAUUUGUUAGCCAAGAGUGACCUGUGAUGGCUUCUGAAUUAGGUAAGAUUCACCUAAGAAAUUGUACUCUUCAAGCUGUAAGUAAUGUGGAAUUAGGCUACCACAAAAUUAUGGUCUCAAGUAGUUCGUAUUUUUUCCAAAAUUAUAACCUAGUGAAAGAUUGUACAUGAAAUUUUAGCCGAAAUUCCACCGGCACUGCUUUACAAUAAUGUCAAAAAUCAAUGUGAUGCCUUUUACAUUAUCCUGUCACAUUUUUUUAAGGUCUAAACUCUAAAAUGGCCCAGUAAUUUUUUUAGAUGCAAGUCAGCGACAUUAUUUUCCAUCUUUAAUUAUAAUAUUUACAUUGAUUCAAGAAAUUAAAUGACGUGAGUAGUACAGAGUAAAAAGUCAUAAAAUGCUGGGUCUGGGUAAAAUACAAUCUCCCUGUAUCAACUUAUUUGUACUAUUAUUUUUCAAACUUAGAAAUGAAGGGGGAAAACUAUUGCAAAUAUAUUGCCAUACUGACUUUGCUCAAAAAAAAAAUCAUCAAAACUGCCCUAAUUUUAAGUAAAAUUAUCAAAAGUAAUUUCUUUUAGUUUUAAUAUUGUUAUUUAUAAUGAUUUAAGACUGCCAUAUGUUGAAAAAAAUAUGCGACCACUGUCAGUGAUGUUAAAAUUUUUAUUCAAUCAUGCCAUAGAGAAGAAACCAGUAUCUAACAUGUACAUUGUACUUACUAGGGCGGAGUGGAAAAAAAAUAAUCCUGGAUCUGUAGGAAAAUUGGUGCGGAAUUUUACUUCGGAUGGGGGACCAUCUAGAAAAAUUUUGAGUCUCCUAGCCAUUCCGGGGAUGGGGUAAUUUUUGAAGAAAACGUCAUUUUUCGCCUUUUUUGAGUAGUACAUAUGAUAACAAACCAGUGCAGUCCUUCGAUCACACCCUUCUCCAAGUUGCGAUGCUAUACUCGUAGUUUGUGAACAUGCCUGGCCCAUUGAAUUCAAAAUUCAAGACAACUUUUUGCCAUCUAUCAAGCAUUUAAAGAUUGACAGAUUGCGAAAAUUACCAUUUCUCAUCAACUUUGUGUCACUUUUUCAUCAUUAAAAAUUCCUCUUACAAAAAACUAAUGCUGGAUUUGUAUUCAGCACGUCAAAAUAUCUCCGAUUAACUUCCACACUUUUUUCGCUCAUUUCAAUCAAAUUUUUGAAAUUCAAUUAUUUUUUUAGUUAUUUUAUGUUAUAACUACUCAGGUUGAAUAAUAAAUGCCCCGACUGCCCCGCCCCGUGCUUAAGUAAAAAUGAACGAAACAAUUCUCAAUUUAAAAAAUAAUAACUGCAACUAGAACGCAAUCAACACAGAAACGAUAAAGUGUAGAACUGUAGAUAUGUAUUUUUAUCUUUGUUGUUAAUGUAUCUUGAUACUUAAUGAAAGUACAAAAAUCAUAGACAACCACCGAGGUUCCUUCACGAUCAUGUUUUUGAAGAUUAUAUUAGAGAUGUAUUAAUUUUUCAUCAUUAUUUCUAGUCAUAUAAUAAAAAAUUGAGGUUUUAGUUACCUUCAUUAAUCACUACAAAUAGUAAUGUUAAAAUAAAAAUUCAACAAUACAGGUACGUAGUUUCAAAUUA